Messenger RNA from Symbiodinium sp. CCMP2592, 3213 nucleotides. The record is from the annotation of a GenBank genome assembly. NCBI's taxonomy places the organism in Eukaryota, Dinophyceae, Suessiales, Symbiodiniaceae.
AUGUUUCGCGACGAGCGGGAGUGCGUUGUUGAGGACGAUUCUGCCCUGCUGUCGGAGGACGAGGACGACGAAGAUCGUGCAGGUCCCCCUCCUUCCUCAGUAGUCCUGCAGAGAUGUCGCUACAAGCCCGAGCUGAAUGGACGGUAUGUCCUUAGCUUGGAACUGUCUGCCCCGGGAAGACCCGUCUACCAGAAGGAGGCGUUCAAGGAGCAGGAUCCAGAUUCGGAUCUGGAGCUGGUUCAGGUCGAUGGGCAGAAGCACGUCGCCCACUAUCGCGAGAAGGCUUCUGGUGGCCUCGAACCGGGUUGGGUUAUCAGCAACGGGCUGAAAGGCAAGUGCUUGAUGAUCAACGCCCGCGAGGCUCGGUCGCCUCCCUGCCUGGGAUGGAAGGCCAUCGACGACGAUGGGACGCUCCUUGACGACACUGGGGGCUUCUUCCAGAAGCAGGUGGGCUUCAGCCAACGGCCAGGUCGGCAGAAUCAGGCCCAGCAAAUGCAGCAGACUCCUCCAGCCGAAGGUGUUCCGACCUCCUCUGAGCCCGCGGCCCCCCGUGCCGUGGAUGCGAAGUCGGCGCGGAAGUCGCUGCAGCGACUGGACCUAACUCAGCUGCGAGGACACGUGCGCUGUCCAGACCCGUGUGUAGCCGAGUACUUCGGACAUUUUGUGGUGUUGGCGCAUCUCGAGCAUUUGGCAGACAUCAGUAGCAUCAAACGUCGCCGAGAGAGGAGCAGCGCCGACCAGCUUGUCCGAUGGGGCUAUGCUCUGAAUGGCAUGAAAAUCCUCAGCGUCUUCGGUCGGAAAGAGGCCGGCGGAAAGAAUCGGAUCCUCCCCGGGUGGGAAGAUGUUGGCGUGGAGAUGGCUGCCAUGCAGCUCCCGAUGGGCGGAGUUGACAUGGAGCGGAUGCGGCUCCGAAGGGGCGACUCGGUAACCAUCUCUCUUACCGACCCGCUCAAGGAUCGACUUGCCGAAGGGACCAUCAACGACAUCCGGCCGGGUACCCUCAUUGUCCAGAUCAGAGGGAACUUCCCGGAGGACUGCCAGAAGAAGUUUUGGCGGGUGGAUAAAUCUGCCAACGCGACCGUCUACGAGCGGCAGAUGUGGGCGCUGUUGUGCCUCAACCACGCGGCGAAGGUCCAGCCGACAGUGGAGCUGAUGACGGCUGCACCUGUUGGCCUCGCCGACCGCUGGGCUCUGCGGUGGCAGCGCGCCCCGCCUGAGGCACCAAAGAAGGGGCAGAAGCAGCGCAAAAGCAGGUCCCGCUCUGCUCCCAAGCGGAAGCGGCGGAAAGCCAGGUCACCUUCGAGCAGCGAGGCCAAAGGCAAAGCCGAAGCGGAAGAGUCCGAUUCCUCGGAGCAGCGACAGAAAAUCAAGCGCAAGAAGCGCUGUGUGGAGCUUGCGAAUGGGGAGAUAGUGGAAGAUCACCGCGAAGAUCGUUUGCUUCAGGCCAAAAAGCAAGUCGGCGAGGAGGAGGAGAUGAACGAGUCUCAGAGGAAAGCUCUCAAAGCGGCGCUGAGCCAGACUUGCACCGUCAUACAAGGACCACCGGGCACUGGUAAGACCAGUGUUUCUGUGCAGAUCCUUCACUUCUGGACAAAGAUUCUGGGAAUGACGCCGGUUCUGGCAACGUCGGAUAGCAACGUGGCCGUCGACAACAUCUGCGAGGGCCUCCGUAGCAGAGGAGUCAAGGCGGUCCGUGUGGGACGGCCUGAGAAAGUGCGAAGCGUGAUCGAAGACAUGACCUUGGAGGCUGAGGUGAAGCGCCUGAAGGAGCAGGAGAGUGCAGACAGAUCAGGCAAAGGCGAUGCCGAUGGGAACUCGGAGGCAACAGGGCAACGAAGCCUGCCAGGAGGUAAAGGAAAGGCUGGAGGCAAGUUUGGCGGAAAGUCCGGCAUGAAAGGAGGCGAAGACUUCGGAGAGGCCGCUGCACGACACUUCGAAGACCGCCGGGCGCAGAACCGCCAGGACUUCGAGCUGCAGAUGAAGAUCCUACGGGAGGCAGACGUGAUUUGCACCACCACGAUUGCUGCAGGCAUGGACUUCUUGGCGCGUCUCUCCUCCUUUGAGGGCAUCCUCGUCGAUGAAGUCGCCCAGGCCACGGAGCUGUCCACCUCGGUGCCUGUGAUCCUCCGCGGGGCCAAUCGCUUAGUGCUCGUUGGAGACCACUGUCAGCUGCCGCCGGCGGUGAUCUCACCCGAGGCAGAGGUGAGAGGGCUUUCUGUUUCCGUCUAUUCUCGCCUCGUCCAGGCGGGCGGUUUGCAGCCUUUCCUUCUGGACACGCAAUAUCGAUCUCAUCACAAGCUUGCCGAGUUCUCCAGCAAGGCUUUCUACGAUGGCCUUCUCAAGAGUGGCAUUGAGGACGACAAGCGAACGGCCCCGCAGGGUGUGCCUUGGCCCAAUUCAAAGUGCCCGAUCGCGUUCGUCAAUGUGGAUGCCCAGGAAGAGCUGGAAGGAGACUCCAAGGCCAACACGGUGGAAGCCCAGAUGGUGGCCAGCUUGGUUGGUAAGGUCCUCGGAUAUGGCGAGCUCUCGGUGAGCCAGGUGGGUGUGGUGACCCCCUAUGUGGCGCAGGUCCGGAGACUGCGCCAAUUUCUGCGGCCGGUGCCGGCCUCGGACAGUAUCCUUGAUGGGUGCUUCCACCGGGGGCUGAUCCACGUCUGCUGGAGCCAGCUGACUGAGUUGUUGUCUUCUCAUGGCAUGUUGGGCCGGCAGGGUUACUGCUCUGGCAGCCUCGCGGACUCUGCCAUAGGCAUGGAGACCCGAGUGAAGAGUCCGUCAAAGCAGUACGGCAUGGAGGAGACGUUCCCCGCGACAGAAGCUUUGCCUGGAAUCCGGUGUGCGUCGGUUGAUAACUUCCAGGGCCGCGAGAAGGAGAUUCGGGCCUUGCCGUCCCCGGAGAGGUCGCUCACGUCGGAGCUAUUUCGCGCCCGGAGCAGCGACGGGUUCUCGCAAAGGCUUGGACGGAGGAGCUAUGCGAAGGGAAAGCCCAUCCAUGUUCUUGGUUGUGAUCAGGCUACUCCGGUCCGCCUGUCAACCGUGGAUGCCGGCGACAUUGACAGCACUCGCGCUUCACUAGCUGAUGCUGGCGUCUCAGCAGUCAUACAGGAGCAGAGACGACAUUGGAGCGCCUGGAGAUGGACGUGCGGCGAUGCAACACAUGGUGGCGAUCCGGAGCUUGCAGUGUUGGCGCCGGGGAUAGCAGUGUGGAACUGUUAG